ACUCCAUCAUUUUAUCUGUUUGAGUGUGAUUGAACACAAAUCUGCCCGUCCUCCCAAGUCUCACGCUCAGGAUGACUUCUCAUCAGCCCAAGCCCUUUGUCAUGGCACCCAUGUCCAACCAGUGGAGCUCUGGAAUCUGUGACUGCUGUCAGAAUGUACCAGAGUGUUGCUUCUCAUUUUGGUGCUUUCCCUGUUUUGCCUGUGCGACGGCUCGUAAGCACGGCGAGUGUCUGUGUCUGCCUUUGCUCGACAGCUUUGGAUGCAUUCCUCCAAUAACAAUGGCCAUGCGGGUAUCAGUGCGCAAUCGCUAUGGAAUCAAGGGAACUAUCUUUAACGAUUGCCUUUAUUCCACCUUCUGUGGUGUCUGCGCUUGGUGUCAGAUGUCUCGAGAAAUGAACGUCCGUGAAUGAAAUGUCAACAUCGUCCACAAUCAAGCAAAAUAAAGGCGACUGGCAACCAACAACUUCCUUGUUCCUCAGUAUUCUGUACUAGGUACAAAGUAUGUCACCUGGUUGUUCUCGGUAACAUUAGAUGUGCACCAUUGUUUUUUGUUCCAUUCAAUAAAAAACAGGUUUAUGUUCGUCUGUCAUGUAUGCAUUUUAGUAUCCGUUAUAAAAUCUUUCUACUUUGUACAGCUACUAUGUAAAAAAUUACUUUAAAAUUGUGUUUAUUAACCAAGGUCUGUAUCAAAGUUUCCACUUCAGCAGAUUUAUUUUAGAAUAGCCACAUCAUUCAAAAGGGUAUACUGUAGAGGAAAACAAAUCAUGCACAAUUGUUACUGCACCAUUUGGGGUGAUCACAUCUGGUUUUCUGCAAUAAAAUGGGAGAAGGUGUGACAGCAUACAGACCGUAACUGUUACAACAGGAAAAACUUCAUUUACAUACGGUAAACUUCUUAAAUAUUUGAGUUGAGGAUGUUAGGGCUUCAGUUGUGCUUCAUGUACUUUGUAACUAUUAUUCUGCAAUAAAACUUCACCAUCUUCAUCAA
Molecule: messenger RNA, 988 nt
Organism: Carassius auratus (goldfish)
Lineage: Eukaryota; Metazoa; Chordata; Actinopteri; Cypriniformes; Cyprinidae
Gene: ponzr5
Product: plac8 onzin related protein 5
Exons: 4
Coding region: 72-410 (112 amino acids)
Source: RefSeq, a predicted model, not a curated record